AGGCCUUAUUGUGCUGCACGUACAGAUAAACGUUGUUGUAAGGUCUUUUAGAGCAAGGUAAAGAAAACGUUUAAAGUCAUGAAUAUUUUUGAAACCUGUGUUGCCUACGCUGCAUAUAUCGUCCAACUAACCUCAAGUGUACGAUAUUUAUUUAUCCUCAAUGUGGUUAUGAAUGGCAUUCUGGCUUUGACUGCGACUCUUGGGAAUGGACUAAUUUUGGUUGCCAUCUUGAGAUCCCAGAACCUACAAACGCCAUCCUACUUACUGAUAACAAGUUUAUCCUUCGCAGAUCUCCUGGUUGGUUUAGUAUAUCAUCCUUUACAAAUCGUACUAAACGUCUUUUUCCUGCAGAAUAAUGUCCACGGUGUGUGUAAGAUCUUCAAGACGUUUAAUUUUAUCUCCAUUCUUCUUGGAUUACUCUCCUUUAUCAUGGCAGCUUGCAUCAGCAUCGACAGAUACUUGGCGCUUCGUCUAAUGCACAGAUACCGAGUUGUUGUCACUAAGAAAAAGGUUGGCUUCAUGAUUUUAUUGGCUUGGAGUCUUGGAAUCGGCCUGGCAUCUUAUUCAACGCAAACAAACCUGUUUUUGUGUUACGGCACGGUGAUCUUUUCCAUUCUUGUCGUCUUCCUGUUACUGACUUGCUUCUUCUACUUCAAAGCUAUGAGAGCACUUCAACUUUACUCCUUGCAAGUUCAUGCACAACACCCACCCAACUAUGGAUUCGAUGUUCUGAAAUACAAGAAGCUACUCAAGACCAUGUUCUUGAUAUUUGGAUGUCUUCUGUUUUGUUUUCUUCCAAUACUAUGUUCGCAUAUCGCAAGGCUCAAUCUCGAUCUUUCUAGAGAGACAAUCUUGGUGUAUUUCGCAGCGCACGUCACCUUGGCGCUCAAUUCAAGUGUUAACCCCGUCAUUUAUCUAAUAGGAUUUAAAGAAAUACGCCAAGCUUGCAAGAAACUUAUUCUGAAUUACUGAGACUAGAACCCAAUGACGGGUACGUCCGAUCCUUCUCAUCAUGAAGAAUGUGUAUCAUACAAUUACAUAUUGCUCACGAUCUAUACGAAAAACGAAUGGACAGGCAUGUUCUUAUCAUAUAAGACACCGGUCACUAUUUAUCGCCCGGGAGAAGAAUAUCCCUUGAUCCAUCGAUUGCAAGAACAAAAUAUCAAGUCACUCUCCUAUAUAUAUGUUUUUUUUUUUUGUUUGU
Molecule: messenger RNA, 1204 nt
Organism: Actinia tenebrosa (Australian red waratah sea anemone)
Lineage: Eukaryota; Metazoa; Cnidaria; Anthozoa; Actiniaria; Actiniidae
Product: melanocortin receptor 4-like
Biological process (GO): G protein-coupled receptor signaling pathway
Cellular component (GO): membrane
Molecular function (GO): G protein-coupled receptor activity
Source: RefSeq, a predicted model, not a curated record